AUGGAAAAGAUAGAUACUUCAACCAAUUCCAAGAGGAUUCAGGACCCAUACCUCAAAGUUGUAAAAGGAGACCCUAGUACUUCCUUUGUUGUUUACUCAGUAGACAAAAAUGCAACGUUGGAUGUUUCUGAAACGGGAAAUGGAUCUUUGGAUGAAUUUGUUGAAAACUUCACUGAUGGACAGGUUCAAUUCGGUUUGGUAAGGGUUACUGUCCCCGGGUCUGAUGUGUCCAAGAAUAUUUUGGUGGGUUGGUGCCCAGAUAAUGCCCCAACUAAAUUGAGAAUGUCGUUUGCAAACAAUUUUGCUGAAAUUUCGAAAAUCUUUAGCGGAUAUCAUAUUCAAAUUACUGCUAGAGAUCAAGACGACUUGGACGUUGAUGAUUUUUUGAACCGAGUUUGUGCAGCCGCUGGUGCAAGAUAUUCGACUGUGUCUGGUGGCACCACCAAAAAACCAACUAACGUCUCCAAACCAAUUGUUUCAAAGCCAGUAUCAACUACUGGUAAACCAUCCUUUGUUCCAAAAUCUACUGGAAAACCAAUUACUUCUGUGCCAUCUGGUCACAAACCGAAGCCUCAAUCUAGCGACGAUGGAUGGGGUGAUGCUCAAGAUGUGGAAGAACGUGACUUUGAUGAAAAGCCAUUGGAAGAUGUACCUUCCACUUACAAGCCAACUAAGGUUAACAUCGAAGAAUUGAGAAAACAAAAGUCUGACACUGUUAGUUCUGCUCCAAAGUCCAAGUUUAAUGCUUCGCAAGACAAACCAGAAGAGGAAUCUCCAAAACCAUUGAGUGAACGUAUGAAAGCUUACGAACAUGAUGAUGGUAGAUUGACCUCACUUCCGAAACCAAAAGUUGGUCAUUCAGUUGCUGAUAGAUACAAAGCAAACGCAACACCAUCGGGAGCACCUUCGUUCGGAGCUAAGCCAACAUUUGGUACAACCAAAAAUGAUAGAAGCUAUAAAGUUGUUGGCGGUUUGUCAAGAAAUUUUGGAGCCGAGAAUGGUAAAACACCAGCACAAAUUUGGGCUGAAAAGAGAGGUAAGUACAAGACUGUUUCUGCAGACGAAGAACCGGAAGCAGGAAAUGAUGAAAAGGAGUCUUUCCAAAGCCACGCGUCUGAGUUGGCAAGCAAGUUUGAAAAAAGCGCAAAUAUUAAUAGUGAUGACAAUGAGGAAGACGAAAAACCAGCUUCCUUACCUGCUAGAAACUUACCUCCUCCACCUGCUAGACAACCAGAACCGGAAGAAGACGAUGAAGACAAUGAAGACGAUGAAGACAAUGAAGACGAUGAAGACGAUGAAGACGAGCAACCAGCUAGAUUAGCAGCUAGAAACUUGCCUCCAUCCUUGCCAUCUCGCGAUUCACAACAAGAAGAGCCCAAACCACCUACUUUGCCAGGAAGAAACUUGCCACCAGCAAAUAAAGGAUUCGAAGAUGAUGAUGAGGAAGAGGAAGAAGAAGACGAAAAACCAGCAACCUUGCCGGCAAGAAACUUACCUCCACCACCUCCAAGACAACCGGAACCAGAGCCAGAACCAGAGGAAGAAGAGGUAGAGGAGGAUGAAGAGGAGCAGCCAGCAGCAGAGCCUAGCUCACAAAAAUCUGGUACAGUAACUGCAACAGCAGAGUACGAUUACGAGAAGGAUGAAGACAACGAAAUAGGUUUUGAAGAAGGCGAUCUCAUUGUUGAGAUUGACUUUGUGGAUGAAGAUUGGUGGUCUGGAAAACACUCAAAGACUGGUGAAGUUGGUCUUUUCCCAGCCAAUUACGUCACCUUGAAUGAAUAG
Molecule: messenger RNA, 1785 nt
Organism: Lodderomyces orthopsilosis Co 90-125
Lineage: Eukaryota; Fungi; Ascomycota; Pichiomycetes; Serinales; Debaryomycetaceae
Gene: ABP1
Product: Abp1p
Exons: 1
Coding region: 1-1785 (594 amino acids)
Biological process (GO): regulation of actin filament polymerization
Cellular component (GO): cortical actin cytoskeleton; actin filament; plasma membrane
Molecular function (GO): actin filament binding
Source: RefSeq, a predicted model, not a curated record